This is a messenger RNA of Daphnia pulex (common water flea), 3148 nucleotides long. RefSeq names its product probable E3 ubiquitin-protein ligase HECTD2. Lineage: Eukaryota; Metazoa; Arthropoda; Branchiopoda; Diplostraca; Daphniidae. The record is from RefSeq and is a predicted model, not a curated record. The transcript is spliced from 22 exons. Gene Ontology annotation, molecular function: ubiquitin protein ligase activity. Gene Ontology annotation, biological process: protein polyubiquitination. The coding region runs from base 617 to 2917 and encodes 766 amino acids.
UUGUCUGUAUCGUUCGUCGGCGGAGCAGGUUGCAGAUUUUUACAGGAUUUUCGCGGGUUUUUUUAUCACGACUGUGAGGAAUUGGAUGGAUCGUUCGGGCAAUUUCGAGACAUCCGGCAUCGGCUCGUCGUCGCCGGGGGAAUUCUUUUUUACGUGACUCUACUAGUCCUGCAAUUCCUACACCGGCUGCUUCCAUCAAAUUUUGCCAAAAUGAGCUGGCGGGAGUAGCAACAGGAAAAGAUUUGACGGCCGUGGGAGGUUGGAACAUGGAUGUGUGGGAGUUGGCGUAUAGAGAUCGAUCGAAAGACCUGCGGCCAUAAACUUACGGCCGUGAAAGGCUGAUGAACCUGCAUCACGGUGAAAUGGUCGAUUUGUUUGUCCUCGGCUGCCUUGACGACCAACCAACGACGCAACUAGAGUGUGGGCCGCGGACAGUGGCUGAAGAUUUCCCUGUGAUCCCGUUAACUUCAGAUGAGUCUCAAACUACUAGCCGAUAUAACUGCGUGAUUCUCAAGUGACGCAUCUCAAGCGUUUCCUGCACGAAUCGUUUGAAGACGAGUCGAGAGUUUUGGCGAAUUGCAUUUCCAUUCAAACUCGAAAUCGACGAAUAUUAAACAUGGCCGGCCGAUUUGGUGGUUUGCACAUCAGUUUGCCAGGACUGGGCUCGAUCCUAUUGCGUCCGUCAGCAGCAACAACAAGAACAACAAUAACAUCCAAUCUGCCACCAAUCAAUCAAGAUGGGCUGCUGGCAGGGGGAGUGGACGUCAACGGCCAGCAAUCCAAGCGGAUCGGACCGACCACCGCCCAUAGUAUCAGUAGCAGCAGCAUUGGUGCCGGUAUAUCCGAUUCCAAUGACUCGUCCAUCAAUCCCCCGACGACGACGACUUUACUGCACCAUCAGCCAUUCGACAACAGCGGCGAGAUGGCGUUGACUGUCGUCAAGCCUUCGUAUCCCAGCAUCGAAAUGAACAUGGAGGAUUACGUGUCUGAAACCCAGCGGAGCAAUCAGGUGGGCGACUACUCGCAAUUGCGGACCUUCUUCUUGACCUGUUUCCACUCGUACGCCUCCAUCUGCGCCACCUUUAAGCGCUUUCCCGACAAUGGCGGCGACAACGAGCACGACCCCGAAUUGCGGAUGGACUUUCUCAACUGCGUCUACGACUCGCUCUCCACCAUGCCGGGCGCAGUUCACAAGACGGCCUUGAGGUCCAUCGUCCACGCCCUGCUGGAGGAAGGCAGAAAGUUGUAUUCAAAGGACGACGUCCGGGCUCUUUUCGUUUUGCUCCAGUGUCCGCUGUUUAGCAGCCCGUCGACUUACUCGGUUUACUCACACCUGCUGCGCCAAAUCCUCGGCCUCAGCAACAGCGAUCACCACCUCUUUGUCUACUGGCUCAAAACGUUGGAGGCCAAUCGAUUCCGGAACAUCGUACGCCAUUUGCUACAGUUUAUCAGCAUCCGCCAGUUUCCGGCUGGGGAGAGAGGUCUUCCGGCUCCUACCCGAUCCCGUUGGUGGAUCCCCACAGGCGUCCGGAUUUUGGCCUUGCUAAAUGCCAGCAAUAACAACACGAGCGGAUCGGGGCCCUUGGUAUCCUACACGGAAUUCUACAACAGCACGCUGGACCACAUUGACCUGAUGAAAGAGUACCUGACAUGGCAAAGUCCCGAUCGGCCUGGACAGUUCUCAUAUUGUCAGUAUCCGUUCAUCCUGAGCAUCGCCGCUAAACGUUUCAUCCUCACCAAAGAUUCAGAGCAGCAGAUGAUCCUGACGGCCAGACGUUCUCUCGUUUCGAAAAUGUCACGUAAUCAGCCACCGAGGUUGGAACUCUUCUUCCUCAACAUACACGUCCGUCGCUCCCACUUUGUCCUCGACUCGCUCAACGAGAUAUCGAUCAAACAGCGGGAUUUGAAGAAGAAGCUGCGCGUGUCCUUCGUCGGCGAACCUGGAUUGGAUAUGGGUGGGCUGACGAAGGAGUGGUUCCAACUUCUUAUCCGGGAAAUCUUUCAGCCUGACUACGGCAUGUUCAUCUACUAUCCGAACGCUCGCUGUUAUUGGUUCAGCACGUCGACGGAAACCAAUCUAAAAGAGUACAAUCUCAUAGGAGUUCUCAUGGGACUGGCUGUCUACAACAGUAUCAUCUUGGAUCUACAUUUCCCGUCCAUUUGCUACCGGAAACUUCUUUCACCACCGGUGGUUCCGGCCAACAACAGCGCCCGGGUGGGUGUCGUGAGGAACUUUAAUUUGGACGACUUGGCUCAGUUCAUGCCCGAAGUAGUUUUCGGUCUGAAAGAGUUGCUCGCCUACGAGGGCAACGUCGAAGAAGAUAUGGCACUAACUUUCCAGGUGUCUUUUGGGGAAUACAACGAAGUGGUAACAGUGCCUUUAAUGGAGAACGCCCACCGGGUGCCCGUGACUAACGCCAACCGUAACGAGUUUGUCCGUCUUUACCUCGACUGGAUUCUCAACAAAGGCAUUUACGAAAAGUUCCGCGCUUUCUACCUGGGAUUCCACUCCGUCUGCGCCUCUAAUGCUCUUAUCAUGCUCCGGCCGGAAGAGGUGGAAAUUCUCGUCUGCGGUUCUCCAAAACUGGACUUGCGGGAGUUGCAGAAGAACACGGAAUACGACGGCUACAAAUCGGGUGAUCGCGUCAUCAAGGACUUUUGGGACGUGCUCUUUGAAUUGUCGCCGGAGAUGCAAAAGAGAUUUUUGCGCUUCGUUACCGGGACCGACCGAGUUCCAGUGGGCGGAAUGGCCGAAAUGAGUUUCAAGAUCACUCGACUUCGGGAUCGACCCGUAUUUCUACCAGAAGCUCACACUUGUUUUAACCAACUCGUUCUACCUGAUUACCCGGACAGGGAGACGCUCCAGCAGAAACUGUUCAUCGCGCUAUCGAAUGCCGAAGGAUUCGGAUUGGAAUAGGAAAUCAAACGCAGACUGAACUGGGAAACAAGGAUCGACAGCCAAACGAAUAUCUCUUGGAUUAUUUGCAAUAUAUUGCACAACGUCUAGAUAUUAUAUUAUAGCACGUGCCGUCUGGUGGCGUAACUUUGACGUGGAAUAAUAUUGGACUCGUUCUCAAUGUGACAGAUAUAUUUAUCGAUACUGUAGACCUCGUUUCCUGUUUGUAUUAUUACAGAUUUAUGCUGCGCC